Messenger RNA from Cinclus cinclus, 525 nucleotides. Its product is annotated as interleukin-36 receptor antagonist protein-like. Gene Ontology annotation, biological process: positive regulation of gene expression; cytokine-mediated signaling pathway; cellular response to lipopolysaccharide. The coding region runs from base 16 to 525 and encodes 169 amino acids. The record is from RefSeq and is a predicted model, not a curated record. Gene Ontology annotation, molecular function: cytokine activity. The transcript is spliced from 4 exons. Lineage: Eukaryota; Metazoa; Chordata; Aves; Passeriformes; Cinclidae.
GUCAUCGACCCCGACAUGGUGGCCUUGUUCGACGAGUUCCUGGGGACAGAGGUGUCGGUGGCCUUCGGGGCCCAGCCGGUGGCACGGCCGUACCAGUACGUGCUGCGGGACACGGAGCAGCAGGGGCUGUGCCUGAGCCACGGCCACCUGGUGGCCACCAGCCUGCAGGGUGCCAAUAGCGCCCAGGAAGAGCCCAUCAGCGUUGUCCCCAACCGACACCUGGAGCGCCGGCGCUGUCCCCUCAUCGUGGGCAUCCGCGGUGGCACCAGGGCACUGUCCUGUGGCACCGGGACAGAGCCACAGCUGCACCUGGAGGACGUGGGGCUGCUGGAGCUGUUCUCGGGUGACAAGGACAGGGCCACGCCCUUCACCUUCUACAAGACCUUCGGGGGCUCCACGCACACCUUCGAGGCCGCCGCCUUCCCCGGGCUCUUCCUCAGCACGGCCCCGGGCCCGGGCCAAGCGCUGGCCCUGGCACCCGGCCCCGGUGCCACCGCCUUCUACCUGCACCGGAGGAGACAGUGA